Thlaspi arvense is the source of this 3634-nucleotide messenger RNA. NCBI's taxonomy places the organism in Eukaryota, Viridiplantae, Streptophyta, Magnoliopsida, Brassicales, Brassicaceae. The record is from the annotation of a GenBank genome assembly.
AUCUCUCUCUCUCUCUCUCUCUCUCUCUCUCUCUCUCUCUCUCUCUCUCUCUCUCUCCUCCUUUCUUCUUCAAUAUACACAAAAGAGAGAGAGAGCUUUAAUAUAACCAACAAUGGCUGUCUCCAAAAGUUUCUUAGCUCUCUCAUUAACUCUAAUCGUUCUAGCAUUCUUUCUCUGUGUAAAUGCAUCGACAAUAGCUCACGAAACAGAGGAGCUUAAGUCUCAGAGCUUGAGUAAUUCAUCAACGGCUGAUAAGUUAAGUGACGACGGUGCAUGGAACGAACACGCCGUUAAAAACCCAGAAGAAGUAGCUGCAAUGGUCGAUAUGACCAUAAGGAACAGUACGGAACGGAGGAAGUUAGGAUUCUUCUCAUGCGCCACCGGGAAUCCAAUCGACGAUUGUUGGCGAUGUGAUCGGAAAUGGCAUCUCCGGCGAAAACGUCUGGCGAAUUGCGCGAUCGGAUUUGGUCGCAACGCCGUCGGAGGCCGCGAUGGUCGUUACUACGUCGUCACCGAUCCAUCGGACAACGACGCGAUUAAUCCGAGACCGGGGACGCUUCGACACGCCGUGAUUCAGGAUCUUCCGCUAUGGAUCGUCUUCAAGCGAGACAUGGUUAUGUUGAUGGGUCAUAGUGAUUCCUACACCAGAGACAAGAUGAUGCAAGUGACCAUAGCAUACAACCAUUUUGGGGAAGGGCUUAUACAGAGAAUGCCAAGGUGUAGGCAUGGUUAUUUCCACGUUGUGAACAACGAUUACACUCACUGGGUCAUGUAUGCAAUUGGUGGAAGUGCUAAUCCUACAAUCAACAGCCAAGGCAAUCGUUUCCUUGCUCCAUCAAACCCUUUUGCCAAAGAGGUGACAAAGAGAGUAGGUUCAUGGCAAGGAGAAUGGAAGCAAUGGAACUGGAGAUCACAAGGAGACCUAAUGCUCAACGGUGCUUACUUCACUAAAUCUGGAGCUGCUGCUCCUGCAAGCUAUGCAAGAGCCUCAAGCUUGGGAGCUAAACCAUCUUCCGUUGUGAGUAUGCUUACAUACAGCUCCGGUGCACUUAAAUGCAGGAUCGGUAUGCGUUGUUAGACCCUUAAAAUUGUAUAAUCCACAAAACCAAGACCGAAGAAGAUAACUGAAUAGCUGCUGAUGAGGGAAAUGAAAAGAAGAAAAGUAACUUGUUUUCUUUUUCGUUCCCAUGUUUUUUACAUUUUCAUUGUCACCUUUCUUUCUCCUUUUUACCAUUGUUAGACUCACUCUCUACUUCCAUUCGUCAACCUGGGCCAGCUUUCAUGAGCCACAGUGUUGUUCGAUUACGAAAAUUGUAGUACAGUCCAUUAUCAUUUGUAUCAUAUAUUCUUCUAUCAAUAUAAUUGCUUUGAACUGCUUCUGUUACAUCAUUCUCAUUGACAAAACACAGAUAAAAAUCAAUUCAGAAUGGUUCUUGCCUAUUGAAACAAAUGCAUAUAACUCAGUACGGCGUCUCGACAUCGCUUCUGGUCUCUGUCGGGCUGUACAACGCAGAUCUAUUCCUCGGUCUGUUCUCUUCCAACUGCUUCACAACCUCUUCCAUGGUCGGUCUAACCGUUGUAACAGGAGCACAACAUCCCAUCGCUAGCUUCAACGCAUGAACCAAACCUUCUUCCAUUGGGCUCCUAACACCUUUCAUUGCCUCCAUGUCGAAAACCUCCAUCGUCGUCUCCUCCAACACAGCGGCUUUAACCAAAGAAGGAAGAUCAACAAACUCGCCACCCUUUCUUCCACCGCUCUUUCCAGGUUUCUUACCCAUCAGUAUCUCCAAGAGAAGGAUCCCAAAGGCGUAAACAUCGCUCCUCGGGUUACAUUUCUUCAUCUUGUGAAGCUCAGGAGCUUUGUACCCGUCGGAUUUCGCCUGAGAGACGAUCUCAUCGGCUACUGACUGUACCAUUAUCUUGUCUAGACCGAACUCAGUGAGCCUAGCGAAGAAAAAAUCGUCCACGAGGACGUUUUUGGAUCUAAUGUUCCCAUGGAUGAUAGGAACUUCUUGUCCUGUAUGAAGAUAAGAGAGCCCUCUCGCUAUUCCAAGUGCAAUCUUAUGUCUCCUUGCCCAAUUCAAACCUGGCUUCCCUGGUUUACUCUCUGCACCAAAUCAUGUAAGCUUAUGUUUGGAAUAUAAUCAUAGAUGAGAAGCUUCUCUCCUCUCUUUCCUUGAUAGAAAGCUCUCAAAGGAACCAGAUUCUCAUGGCGAAUACGUCCUAACUGCUUUAUAACAGGCAAGCAAGAGCUUCUGUCUUUGCAAGUACCUUCUCUCAACAGCCUCAAUGCUAUAUUCCCUCCAUCACUAAGCUUAGCCUUGUAGACUGUACCGUAGCUCGUCUUCUCCAUAACUUGUCCCGUCGCAUUCAAAACCUCUUCCAAUGUCAGAUUCUCACCGCCUUGGAACACUAUUAACUUCCCUUCACCGCCUUCAUCUUCUUCGUCACCUUCUUCUAAAUCAUCUUCACUCUCUAUACUAUUCUUUCUUUUCUUGUUCUGCAGAUACCCUAUCAGCAACGAGGCCACAACAACUGCUCCUGACAUUAAACCAAUCACUAGACCAGCAACAGCACCAGGACUCAACCUAGAGGAGCCUAGACAUGGCUUCAAGGGCAAACCACAAAGGCUAGGAUUGUUCCCUUCGAAAGAUUCUGCUCCAAACUUUGAUUCACCAAAAGUUGGUAACAUCCCACUGAAGUUGUUGUGAGAAAGAUUGAGACUUUCUAGUUGUAAUACAGCUAAACCAUCAGGGACAAGACCUUCAAAGACAUUACUUGAAAGAUCAAGUGAUUUUAGACCUUUGAAUCUUGUAAUAUACUCAGGGAACUCACCUGAGAACUUAUUACCACCCAAAUCAAGAACUUGGAGGUUACUACAAGUCGAAUUUGGCAAAGCAGGCUCAGGCAAAUCUCCAGACAAGGCAUUACCAUGGAUCUUGAGGGAGACAAGCUUAUCACAGAGGUUCCAAAUCGAUGGAGGCAAAACACCAGUUAAGGCAUUACUGCUCAAAUCGACAUCAGAGAGAGAAGAAGUGUAACCAAGCUCGAGUGGGAUUGACCCAGUUAAUGAAUUGAUGUUGAGGAACACGCUUUGAAGCAUAGAGAACUCACCAAGCUCUCUAGGGAGUGAGCCGGUGAGGUUAGCAGAAGGAAGCUGGAGAGAGAGAAGGUGAAGUGAGGAUUCGUUGUAUAGAGAGACGUUGGUCCAUUGUGGUGAAGAGACGUCGCUACAUUGAAGAGGAGACCCAUCUGAAAAUACCCAUUUUACCCCUCUCCAUUGACAAACCGGAACAGAUGAGUUCCAAGAAGACAACAGUAGGCUUUCACUGUUUCCUUGAAGUGAAGAUUUGAUCUUUCCCACAAGAAGCUUCACAUCUGAUGAGCCAGAGAGAGAUGCUUUACAAUGGCAGUGGAGAAUCAGCUCAAGGAAGAAGAAAACGUGAAGAAAUCUCGAAGCAUCCAUGCCAAUUUCUCAGAGAGAGGGAGAGAGAGUGGUAAGAGAAGGGAAAGGUGAUGACUUUGUAGUUGUAGUGGAAAGAGAGUGUAUUGACCAUUUUGUAAACACUUUGGUCAAACAUGUCAACGGCUAUGAUGAUUCUAACUUAAACGGGGUUGAUUUGUUACCGUCCGA